UCACUGGCAGUCAUAUUUGCGCAUGUACGUUACGAGCUGCGAAUCCUCGUGGGCAGAGAAUUCGUUCACUGCUGAGAAAAAGAUUUCCGAUCUUACAUUCUAAGGUGUGCUACAAGUUUUAACUCGUCAUGAACACGGCAGAGAAGCUGAAGAAGCAGGUGGACCAGGUGCGGAUAGGGGGUAAGGGCUCGGCCAGGAGAAAAAAGAAGGUUGUCCACAGAACCUCAGCCUCGGACGACAAGAAGGUCCAGUCCCAACUCAAGAAGGUGGGCGUCAACACCAUCCAGGGCAUUGAGGAGGUGAACAUGAUCAAAGAUGACAGCACGGUUCUUCACUUCACCAACCCCAAGGUACAGGCGUCACUGGCAGCCAACACGUUUGCUGUCAGCGGCCUCUGUGAGACUAAGCCAAUCACAGAGUUGCUUCCCGGAAUAAUGAACCAAUUGGGAAACACAGGCGAUCUCCGUCAGUUUGCAAACAAAAUGUCCAGCCCUCUGGAUGCCAUGAAGGGAGACACCAAGGCAGACACCAUCGACGAGGAUGACGAGCAUGUGCCAGAUCUGGUAGAGGACUUUGAUGCGCCUUCCAAGGAAGAGUCCUAGAGCGUCAUCCACUGCUCCGUACAAGUAAACUUCAAGCGUCAGGAAUUCACAAAUACAUCAAGGAACAGUCAUUCCUGUGGCAGCACCACUCGGGUUUGCUCAAGUAAUGACAACAGAAAGCUCACCAUCGUUGGCCAUGAAGAUUGGCCGGCUCUGCCAAAGUUUUUUGAGAAAAAAGAAAAUUAUCGUCAAUGUUGUGUAGAUACAAACUGUCUGCAGGUCGGUUUUGCUAGUAACCAGCCACACCAGUGGAUUUGUGCAUAUGCUUGACUGGUUGCCUGCACUACAUGACUUGACAUGUAUUUUGUCGAUCAUGAUUUUUUUAGGAAGAGACCCUUGAUGCCAACAAUUUUACUCUUGGAGUCAAACUGGACCGUUAAGUAAGUUUUGUCCUGUCUUGUGUAAGCAUCACAUUUUGUAGGGUUGUUUUUGGCAAUUUCCAACCAGCAUAGCUCCAGUCAGAAAGGCUUUCAAAUUUCUGUCUGAAGCUUUGUUGUUCAAAGAUGCCACCGUUUAUUGCGUACCUAAUGAAUUUGUUUCUUCAUUUGAUCUUCCAAAUUCUGUAUUGUUGAAAAUUUUAUUUUGGUCAGGCGUCUGUACCAGUCUUGGUCCAGAAUGCUUGCUUUUGAAGGCUCCUGUGAAGAUCACCACUUUACAGGUACCAGUCUAUUUUUGAUGACUGGCCUCUUGCAUGUUGUAGUUGCAUCUUUUCCUGUCCGACUUUCCUUUUUUUCCCCUGGACAUGUCCUGCUUACUUGGAACUUGUUAGGAGUUCACAUGCACACAGUGGGUAGAACUACUGGACUUUCAGUGUGAUGGUUCGAAUCCUCAUGGCUGUAGGUCUUAUGCUUUCAAACCUUGCAACAUAAGAGUGCAAUUCUGCAUAAAUAUAUGAAACUCUUGAGUUGGGAGAUGGAACCCAGUACAAUGUACAUGGCAGUAGUCGACCCGUUCAUAACAGAAAUGAACUAUUGUGGGCUUUGUGUUAGACAACGUGGUAGGGAUACUUAACAUUCGAGUUGACGCCUUGGACCAUUCAAGUGAAAAUGCUUAUUUUCCUCGAUAAAGGGUUUGCGUGAAUGCCAUCUUGUAGGCCAGUGCCUUUGUUCCACAGGGUUUGCACAAAGGAGGUUUCGCUGCGGAACAAAAAAACUGCCCUACAAGAUGGCUACCACGCAAAGCCUCAACAGGCGGCUGUGCUGAAGAUGUCGCACUUAGUUUAAGUUUGUACUUUCCUAUAGAGCCAGUGAGGGCCCACGCUCCUCAGAACGCCGUAGAAAAGCACACACAUGAACAAAAGGCAAUGUCAUCAGAACUGAAGUGUUCUGGUUCCAAGUUCUUCCUCCAGCAAGUUCAAAGCUAAGUGAUGUGGACAGGUUGGACUUUUUUUGAUAUUAAAAUGAUUUUUUUUCUCUCUUAAAAAGCUUUAUAAUGAUAUAAGUACUUUGCGAUAUGUUCAGAUAUUUGUGACUGAAGGAAUGGUUGGGGUCGAUGUGUAAUGGUCAUCGUCCUAGUUUGGCACAUUUAAAAAAGUUUUCACAUGAAAAUUACUGUGGGUAAACUUUUUUUUGUGUGCGAUAUAAAUUUCUGUCUGCUGAUGAUCGCCGUCUGCAUUUUGGGCUUCAUGUCUGAGUCAUGUUAAACGUUGCCUUGGUCCUGUAGGAUAGGUUGAUAUGCACGUUAUAUUGGAGGGAAGGUAUUUUGCGGAAAGCAGUGUGUUCUCAGUGGAAGUACACAAUAAUCCCAUGGGUUAUACAAAAAGUUGGUGCCCAGAAAGUAUGCAGGUCGCUCACAGUUGAAACACACCGAAGAAUUAGUGUUACCAGUCCCAAAAGGGGGAUACAGUGGUGUCACCACUUGGUAUUUGCUCUUAUGCGAAGUAUGAACCAGCUUUUUACCCAAGCAAGAGUUACAAUGUAACAUGUUUAGAUGUUUCAAGAAAUGGCGUUUCCCACCAGUAAAUCGACUGAUCCAGAUUUUUGUGUAUUAUACCCGAGUUAUGUAAAGUUUUCCCCAAUCCUGUUUUUUUUUGGUUUUCAAGAACUUGGUUUAGAGGAGAAAGGCAACAUUUUGGAGAGUGAAAUAAAUGUCAUUUGGACAACUUCAAAAAAAUUGAAACAACUUCGUGAGGAGGCACUGUAUGGAUGAAAAGCUGUGUUCAUAAUUAUAGAACCUCAUGAGCAUCCUAUGGCAUUCAGUUGUCUCACAAGGUAUCUCUAGAUCUCCCACGGCCAGAGUCAUUGGAAUAAGAGUUUUUUCAGUUUAACAUAACCUUGUAGAGAUGAAAAGGUUUUAACUGAAUGACUAGGAAGUGUCAAGUUGUCUGGGGUCAACACUGUUGGCAUUAAUUAGCAAACACAAAUGUUAUUGUUAUUAAUGCCAUUCCAGAAUAAAGAACACAAACGAAUCUCUUUAA
Acanthaster planci (crown-of-thorns starfish) is the source of this 3018-nucleotide messenger RNA. RefSeq names its product transcription factor BTF3 homolog 4-like. The record is from RefSeq and is a predicted model, not a curated record. NCBI's taxonomy places the organism in Eukaryota, Metazoa, Echinodermata, Asteroidea, Valvatida, Acanthasteridae.